Molecule: messenger RNA, 2843 nt
Organism: Babjeviella inositovora NRRL Y-12698
Lineage: Eukaryota; Fungi; Ascomycota; Pichiomycetes; Serinales
Exons: 1
Coding region: 400-2673 (757 amino acids)
Source: RefSeq, a predicted model, not a curated record
ACGUUUUGAUUUCUAGCCUCGUGUUGAAAUAACAAGUACACCCAUAUAUGGAUUGUUCUGUGUUGACAAAGUGUUCCUCACCUAUUACGAUUUCCACGUAUCGAGAUCUUUGAUAUAUCUCGCCUGCUAAUUUCGGUGUACUGUUUGCUUGACCCAAAACCGUCCCAGCCAAAUUGCAGUCGAUCCGCCCGUAUUGCAUCCAGUUCAUCAAUCACUGAAGUCGCUUUUGCUGGUCCCUGUCUAUUGAACCCGUGUACAGAACCUGACUCUCAACCUCCAGCCAUUACUUCUUUAGCGGUCUUUUUUUUCUCGGAGCGUGAAAUCAAACUAUUCAUUGAUCUCCUUGCUAUCGUUUAGUAAACCCACUUGCCACUGGUCUCUUUAUUUGCUUUGCUUGCCAUGGCCAUCGCUCUCAACAAACGUAUCAAGGCGGUCCUUCUCCUGGUCUUUACUUUCGUCUCCCUCUUCUACAUCUUCCUGCCCGCACCGGCUGUCAUCAACGAGGACAUUGCGCACCACACCAAGGCCGGCACGCUAGCGACGCCCAAGGUGGCCCUGUCUAAACAUGUGCUCAAGGACGAAUACACGGAAUGGUACAAGAAGGACCAGUACAUCCCCUUGACCGUGUCUUCCAUCAAGCCCAAUGGGAACUCCUACACCAAUACCCUCCACCUCGAGCAGUUCUCGUACAACGACCCUGCGUUCGGCUUGUGCAACGCUAACACCAAGUACUCCAAGGUGGAAGCCAUGUUCCUGCAAAUCGACACGCACCGCGUGAUUGACUCGCUUGUGGCCAACUCCAUGUCGCUGUCGUCGCUCUUCAGGGGCUCUAGCUUCCUAAACUCGUUUCUCCUAGACCAGUCCUAUUCCGACAAUGAGUAUAACCGUGACGACGAAAUCACGAUCCCAGCCGUGCGCCUCAAGAUGGACGAGCCCAACAACAACUGUGUAUCCACCUGCAAGAAGGUGAUGACCCCGGCGCAGCUGAGGAACAUGAACCGUUUGAUCCGCGAAGGAUACGGGAUAUUCUACCAGGUUGGUGACCUUCCCGUUUAUUACUCCAACAUCGAGUACAACAUCGAGUUUUCGUCCAAAUUCGGCAAGGACUUUUUCAACUACGGGGUGCCACUCGGCUAUGUGGACACCACCAACAACCGCACGUUGUACUACAACCAUCACAACUUCUACUUGCACUACAAGAAGGUCAACGGGCGCUACAAGAUCACCGAAAUGUACGUGGCGCCAGUCUCUACGUACCGCGAGGACAUAGAUAACCGGUGGGGCUGCGCGCUUGACAAUCCGCUCUUCCUCGAUGAGACCGAGGAUACCACCGUGUUGUACUCGUACUCCAUCAAGUACAUUGACGUGGCGAACCCGCAGAACCAAGCCUCCAACGAAGACACUACUCUCACCAUUCCAUACAACUACGAGGCUAAGCACUUCCGCAAGACCUGGAUGCGCGUACAGGAGCUGAUUGUGCGCACCAACAACAAGACCAUGGUGUACUUGAUGUUUGUGUUCUCCAUGUUGGUGUAUCUCCAGGACGGCAUUUUCAACUUUACCGCGUCCUCCACCGUGGUGCAUUUUGCCGAUAUGCGCAUCUCGUCCGCGGGAAACACGGUCCUCUUUGUGGCAUGCGUGGUGGUCUUCACGGCUCACAUCCUCGUGACCAUGGUGGUUGCGCUCUUCUUGAAGGUAGUGUUCUUCCACGACUCGGCCACGGUCUUGUCCUCAAACAUGGUCAACAUCGGGGUGGUGUGCUACAUCGUGACCGCCGUGGGGAUGGGCAACUUCCUCGUGGGCUACCUCAAGAAGCACUCGUACCUCCCGGUGACCGUGACCGAUUUGGUAUCCGCAGCGAAAGUGCGCACCGCGUUGUUGACUUUUGUCACGUUCGAGAACGCCGGAAUCAUCCUUAUUGCGUUCUUUAUCAAUUUGAUCUACCAGAGGCUCCGCGUUGUCAACUUUGCAUUGUUCGUCUCUGCCGUCAACUACUUGCUCAUCGCCCCGUUGAUGCACUUCACCGACCAAGUCUUCGACACCGAUGUCUUAGGCGUGCUCAGCUUCUUGGCCUUCAAUCCAAACCACGCGGCCAACAGUGAGAUUUCACAUGACUACACCGGCACCUUGCGGCUCCCGGACCGCCCUAAGCUCGUGAUGUUGGCGGCCAUUGCCGCGUUGGUUUCCAAUAUUCCCAUCUACCUCUACCUCACCGUGCUCAACUCGAUUGUCUUCUACAAUCGGUUGGUCAGCGUCAGCUACGCCGAGAUGCUCUUUGCGCUCGUUUCAUUUGUCAUUUUGACCGUCUGUGCCAACUACAUUGUCAACGUGAUCGUCUUCAAAAACCAUGUGUUUGUGCCCAGCAAGGACAAGGAGGGGUUCGAGAUGGCUGUUUCCCGUUCCGCCUCGCCCGCAAACCCCGCUGGUAGCACCGGUUUUCCUGAGAAGCCGAUUGUCAAGAUUGAUAUUCCGGCGAAAGACUUGGGCCAGAUUGUGCUUGUGAAUGUGUUGACUAAUAUUGCAAUUAUAUUCUUGUUUUUGGUAUAUAUCAACAAGCAGUUACUUGUGGGCAGUUCCGCCUAUACCUUGGUGGGGUUCAGUGUGCUUUAUGCCACGAUUGCCUCGGUGGUGAGUAUUAUCAGCGUGGGUCUUUCCCUUGUCACGUUGUUCUAAAGGGAGAACACCCCUCCAUCUGUUGCAAUUUGGGCCCUUUUCGUCCCUUGUUGUUAAUGAUUUCUUUUUUUGUUUUCCUUUGGUGGAAUCUGGCCCACUGGCUAGGUUACCUCUCUGAGUUGCAUCCACUGGCUUUGUAUUUAUAUAAAAUUAACCCUUAUCGGUUUAUG